UAUGAGAUGGAGAGGAGAUCUAAGCAGCUCAUUCAGUUCAGCUGCAGACAAAAAGGAGACCACAAUGCCUAGAAACUAAAAACUGGAUUCUACCCUUUCAUUUGCUUCCUGCCUCUCUGGUCAGUCCUGGAUGGAUCUCUCAGAGAUGAAACAAGUUCCAGAUGCUCUGACCAAACGGUACUUUGGUAACUGAUGAAUACUUUAGUAUCCCAUACCAAAACUCCUUCUUACCUCUGAGGGACUCCUGGUACCACUGAAAGGUGGAGCCAAUCCUCAGUGCCACAAACUCAAGGAAUGAGGAACAGCUUUUAGUGGAUUUUUGUGUCCGUGCUCAGAACAAACAGUACCUCUUGAGGUAUCAAGACUCUAUUUUGGGAUAAAAGGUGAGGAGAAAAAACCCCGGAGAACAACAAUGCCUUUUGGUUUAGCAGGGUUGAAGGAGCAGGUGUUUAAACCAGGGAAGGAAGAGGUGAAGAACACAGUGGGAGACUCUCUGGGAAAACUGCAAAGGAAAAUAGAUGGCAGUAAUGUGGAAGAAGAGGGGAAUAUUGAGCUGACAGAGGAUGGGAGACCGGUGGCAUCAACGCCACGCCCCGCGCCACUGCUGGACUGCAGCUGUGGCGGCCUGCCUAAGCGUUAUAUCAUCGCCAUCCUCAGCGGCCUGGGUUUCUGCAUCUCCUUCGGCAUUCGAUGCAAUCUUGGUGUGGCCAUCGUGGAGAUGGUUAACAACAACACCGUCUAUAUAAAUGGGACCCCGGUGCUUCAGAAAGCUCAGUUUAACUGGGACCCAGAGACGGUGGGGCUGAUCCACGGCUCCUUCUUCUGGGGCUACAUCGUCACUCAAAUCCCCGGUGGUUUCAUCUCCAACAAGCUGUCCGCCAACAGGGUGUUCGGAGCUGCCAUUUUCCUGACAUCACUGCUCAAUAUGUUCAUCCCAUCCGCAGCCAGAGUGCACUACGGCUGCGUCAUGUUUGUUCGCAUCCUUCAGGGCUUAGUGGAGGGUGUUACCUACCCAGCAUGUCAUGGGAUGUGGUCCAAAUGGGCGCCUCCUCUUGAACGAAGUCGACUGGCAACAACUUCAUUCUGUGGAUCCUAUGCAGGAGCAGUGAUCGCCAUGCCUUUAGCCGGAGUGCUCGUUCAGUACGUCGGCUGGUCUUCGGUCUUCUAUGUUUAUGGUGUUUUUGGGAUAUUAUGGUACACGCUGUGGCUCCUGCUAGCUUAUGGAAGUCCUGCUGACCAUCCUACAAUCACAGACGAAGAGAGGACGUACAUAGAGUCCACCAUCGGUGAAACAAUGCACAAACUGAGUGUAACCGAGAAAUUCAAAACUCCGUGGCGUCGCUUCUUCACCUCCAUGCCUGUCUAUGCGAUCAUUGUGGCCAACUUCUGCCGGAGCUGGACCUUCUAUCUGCUUCUCAUCAGCCAGCCAGCGUAUUUUGAGGAAGUAUUUGGAUUCCCCAUCAGCAAGGUGGGGAUCCUGUCUGCUGUCCCCCACAUGGUGAUGACAAUCGUUGUUCCUAUUGGAGGGCAGCUGGCUGACUUCUUACGCAGCAACAAAAUCAUGUCUACCACUAACGUGCGGAAACUCAUGAACUGUGGAGGGUUCGGUAUGGAGGCUACUCUACUGUUGGUGGUCGGGUUUUCUCACACUCGAGGGGUCGCCAUCUCCUUCCUUGUGUUGGCUGUAGGCUUUAGUGGAUUUGCCAUCUCAGGUUUCAAUGUCAAUCAUCUGGAUAUUGCUCCUCGCUACGCCAGCAUCCUGAUGGGUAUUUCCAAUGGGGUGGGAACGCUGUCUGGAAUGGUGUGCCCGCUAAUUGUUGGCGCUAUGACUAAACACAAGACUCGUCUGGAGUGGCAGAAUGUCUUUGUUAUUGCGGCCAUGGUGCAUUACUCAGGGGUCAUCUUUUACGCUAUCUUCGCUUCAGGAGAGCAGCAGGAAUGGGCCAACCCCGAGAGCACAAGUGAGGAUAAAUGCGGCAUUAUUGAUGAGGACGAGCUGGCUGAGGAGUCAGAGCUCACUAGCGAGAACAUGGUGGCUCCCAAAAAGAGUUACGGAACAACAGACAAUUCGUCCGGUCGAAAACAGGGCUGGAAAAAGAAGAGAGGAGUUACCAUGCAAGAGGAGGAGGAGCAUUAUGAGAACGGGGACUACCAGGAGCGGUACCAGUGAGACAGCACGAGGGACAAAGGACUUAAAUUUUACAAAACUGAUCUGUGUCAGAAGCAGCAGCAUCAUAUGUACCUCAAGACACCAUCCUCUUUUUUUCAUCCUUGGUCAGCACAUCCAUUCAACUGUGAUAUAUGAAGAUUCAUUUAAAAAGAAAUUUGCAAACUGCUAAACUAAAACUUUUUUUUAAAUCACAAACCAGCUGAUACAAAAUGAACCAUCAAUAAAUAUCUGCUGAUAAAGUGACUCUGUCAUGACAUGUAUUGUAAAGUAAUAAGCUUAGUAAACCACAGGUCAAAAUCCAUCAAUCAACUAGUGCUGUGUUAAAGGAACAUUAAAUACACAUAUCAGCUUCUACCCCUCCUGCACCCUGUCCCAAUCCUUUUCAAGCAAAUCCAUCUGUGCAAACCAUGACUCAGCUUAUGUAGCUUACUUUGAUGUGUGAAGGGUUUUGUGUCAGCUAUGCAAUGUGAAAAGAGGCGCACUGCCAGAAUGUAUCGAUGGGUUUGACAGAAGAUCAUAGUUAAUGUACUGAGUCUUACUGUUUUUGUUGCUUGUAUGUAUUUGCUGUUGCUGAAUGACUGCACCCUGUCACCGCUUUAUUCACUCUCUUUGUCUGAACCAGUUUUAGUUCACCAUCUGUUUGUGAUGCACUAAUAUAUCAGCUUCAUUAUUUAUGGAGCUCUGAGCUCAUAAUGGGACAAAAUAGGUGGUGAGUUCAGUUUCGUGACAUUGUUCUUCUGAUGUUUUGGCUUUUCGCAGUUUCUCAGUGUUUGAUAAAUGGAGACCCAAGUUUGUUUCUAACAAUGUGCAGUAAGAAUUCACUUUAAUCCUAAAACUAUAUGGAAAAUUUGCUGUUCAUAAUUAUUACUCCUAAAAGAGAAAAAAAACCCUGUUUUGUAUAGUAAAUGAUUAUCUUAUUGUUUGAGAGAAUACACGUCAUUCACACACAAACAGACCUGAC
Messenger RNA from Pelmatolapia mariae (spotted tilapia), 3131 nucleotides. RefSeq names its product solute carrier family 17 member 8 (gene slc17a8). Gene Ontology annotation, biological process: monoatomic anion transport; regulation of synapse structure or activity; synaptic transmission, glutamatergic. The coding region runs from base 413 to 2170 and encodes 585 amino acids. Gene Ontology annotation, molecular function: L-glutamate transmembrane transporter activity; neurotransmitter transmembrane transporter activity. Lineage: Eukaryota; Metazoa; Chordata; Actinopteri; Cichliformes; Cichlidae. Gene Ontology annotation, cellular component: synaptic vesicle membrane; excitatory synapse. The transcript has 12 exons. The record is from RefSeq and is a predicted model, not a curated record.